AUGUGCGUUCUGCGACACCGUCAGACUGGCCAGCUAAAAGUCUCCUCAAUGCACACUAACCGUUCCACUUUGGGUUCGACUCGGGCUCUCUCCCUGAGCACCGAGCACAUGAACAAGGAGCCCUCAUUGAUUGCCAUCCCCCCUCCAAUGUCCAACCUUCCUUACGACCCUCCUCACCUCUCUAGAUGGCAACAGGCACCUCAACGAUUUCAGGGAUCCAAUAACUCUCGCUCCGGUAGCGCUGUCGCUCCCCGAAUCGAUGUCUUACAGCAACACCAGUCCACCUCCAAGUCCGUUACUCUCAACGACCAGUUUCGCGCCCUCACUCUGCACCCCAGGAACUACUGUGAUCCCCACCGGACGUCCACGAUUCGGCCGGGAAUUAUAAACGCAACCACCUAUGAACUCUCAGAUGAUCUGCGCGCGAAGGAGGUGGACCUCAUGGAACGCUGCUAUGGAGGGAGACUGAGGGCUCAACGUGCUGCCCGCAUAAUACAGCGCAAGUAUCGUGAAUAUCGCAUGCGUGCUCAGUACGCUCAGCUGAGGUCCGAUCGACGGCUGACUAACCGACUAACUAAUGGAUUAAACAGCUACUAUCCUGAGGACCAGCGUGAAGCACAACACUUGGCCAGUAUGGAAGAUCUUGUAAUUGAUCGAGCCUAUCUGGACUGGGCGAGUGAGGCUGCAGGGAGUCCGGGAGGGGGCUCUAUUCCUGACCUCACAAUAGAGGCAAAGGGUAGUCGAUCGUCCGCUCCAUCGGGGGCAACUCAGUCUCCUGAGUCCGGUGAGGUUUCAUCGCACUCGUGUUCCAAUCUAGUUGCGCCAAAGAGCCAACAUCCACCGCAGUCUUCCAGUCCUGGAACGGGAACCGGUUCUACCUCUGGUUUUGUCUCCUCCCCAGGAUCGUGCUCCUCUGGCUCUCUGCCGACCGAAAAUGUUACACUGAAUACACAAGUCACAAGACAGUCGUUGGAGCAUCAGACUCAACAGCCUCUUGUGUACUAUGUCAUGGAUAGGGGGGAAGAACAACGUGCCCACCAGCAAGCACAACAACUUUACGUAGCUGUCCCCGUGAGAUCGGAUCAGCAGUACAUUAAUCUGGCACCUCAACACCAGCAGCCCCAGCAACAACAACAGCAACGGUAUUUGACUCAACCAGCGACAGCAACCGCAGUGCUAGUUCGUCGCUGCAGCACGGGUUCGAACUCCGUGCAGGCGCCAGUGUGGUGUACUCCCGAUGGGAAGAUGUAUGCUCUGGCCUACGCGGAUCAACCGGCAACAACUCUGGUUGUCUCACCCCCCUCCCGCCAACCAAUAGUCGUGGCUCCGAUUCGGAGAGAGGGCAACUGUGGAGGCUUGGGGAACUCACCGGUCCUUGUGCAGCUCCAUCACCACUCCACCUCCGCCUCUGCCGGUGUUGCCUCUGCAACCAACUUGGUGCCAGUGAGUCCGAGAACUCCUGUCACUAGCGCAGCAGUUGCAGACAGGUGCCGAAAACGGCUCUACCGAGUGUGCUUGAACUAUUUUAACAAGUCUCCGGUAAAGGGAAUGGACAUGUUAAUUAGGUUCCGGUUCCUUGAGGCCUCUCCGCGACAGAUAGCACGGUUUUUGCACAUCCGCAGGGGACUGGCUCGUACUGCGAUUGGGGAGUACCUGGGUGAAAUGAAACACGAUCUAUGUGUCGCUACGGCUCGUCAAUUUAUCAGACAAGUGGACUUUCGGGAGAAGGAGAUUGACGAGGCGUUGAGGCUCAUGAUGUCACUGUUCCGCACUCCCGGAGAGUCGCAGAAGAUAGUGCAUCUCAUGACGGCCUUUCAGUUGGCCUACGUCGAGCAGAACUCGGCGCGUGUGAAGGCGCAAUUCCGCAACCCCGAGUCAGUGAUGAUCCUCGCCUACGCCAUCAUCAUGCUUCACACUGACAUGUACAGCCCCAAUGUGCGACCCGGCUCAAAAAUGACCCGGGAGGACUUUGUCAAUAACCUCCGUGGCAUUGACGAUGGCGAGGACCUGGAUAGGAACCUGUUGCUGGCCAUAUUCGAUCGAAUGCAGGCGGGCGAGAUGCUGGUGGCACCGGACCACACGGAUCAGGUGCGUCGUGUUCACCGCCUCCUCACUGGACCCCUGCGACCUACUAAUCUUGUCCUGCCCCAGCGCCGUCUGGUCUGCUACUGCCGUCUCUAUGAGGUCCCAGACAAGACAAAACGCGAUCGGAGUGGGCCACACCAACGGGACGUGUUCCUUUUUAACGACCUCCUUCUAGUGACAAAGGCUAUUCGCAAGCGUCGAAAGGAGUCCUCCUCAUCCACCUCUUCCACUGCCACCUAUCAGGUGCGCGCGUGUAUCACUCUGCUGGGAAUCCGAGUUACCACCUUUGAGACAACGCACUACGAGAAUGGCUUCUCGCUUUACCAUGUGGAUCAAUCUAGUGCUGCUCUAAACAGUGAAGGUGACGAGAAGAAGAAAAGCUCGGCGUCGUCGUCGUCAUCGACAUCAGCGAAGCGUGCUAGUAGUCUGAAGAGUACUAGUGAACCGUCUCGUGGUAAUCCGGUGAUCAGUUUCAAUGCUAAAACACAAUCAGAUAAACUGCGGCUUCUGGAGGACAUUCAGGAAUGCAUAACCGAAACGCUAGAAAUGGACCGAAUUCGGCUAGAUGACGUGCUCUGCAAGCAAGCCCCUAUCGCAAAACCUUUGGACGCCGUCGCCGCGAUCACCUAUGGUCUUCCGCAGGGGACAGUGGCGGUGGCGCCGAUGCCUCACUCCCGCCACACGAGAGGCGGCUGCUACCCGUCCCAUUUGAGCCCCGACACCACCUCUCUGGGUUUACUCGCCUCCGCUCGCAGUGCCGGUGUCUGUGCACCCGGAUACCGCAGCCACCAGCACCAGCAGAAUCACCACGCGCCUGCCUUGCAGCGGCCAAGGGCCUAUGUCUAUCGCUCGCACGAGCAGUCUCACUAG
This is a messenger RNA of Echinococcus granulosus, 2955 nucleotides long. RefSeq names its product IQ motif and SEC7 domain-containing protein. NCBI's taxonomy places the organism in Eukaryota, Metazoa, Platyhelminthes, Cestoda, Cyclophyllidea, Taeniidae. The record is from RefSeq and is a predicted model, not a curated record. Gene Ontology annotation, molecular function: protein binding; guanyl-nucleotide exchange factor activity. Gene Ontology annotation, biological process: regulation of ARF protein signal transduction. The transcript has 8 exons. The coding region runs from base 1 to 2955 and encodes 984 amino acids.